UGAUUUUCUGCUAGUGUGUCGGUGAGCGUGUCAGCGGUGUGACCCGUUUGUUUACAAAUUACUAAUAAUAAGAUAACGAUUUGAUUUGUUGGUGUUUUCCCGUGCAACAUACACCGAUUACGAAAUUUCCAUUAUUAUAACGUUCAUGGAACUAAAAUAGUGCUGUGGUGACCAUGUAUUCUUGCUACUUCUAGUCGGUAUUCACUAAAACUUCUAUGUAAAAUUCUGUUAAAGUUUAGUUAACAAAAUGGCCAACUAUUGGAUAUGUGCAGCUCUGUUUAGGUGCCUGAUGCCUGUAUUAAUGGGUUCAUGUAUCAUAUUCAGGCCAUCACUGCUCUCAGCCACAUACUUCCUGCUAUUAUGCUACACUCCGUUUGUACCGGUACCAACGGACCUCACCAUGAAAGGACACACCGGCAUAUUUCUCAAAAUCUUAAUCGCCGUCUCGACCCUAACCACUUUGGGACAGCUCAGUUUUCAAAUCACGCUGUUCGCUAUGCCGCCAUAUGCCCAUUUUUUGAAGGACUGUGAAUUUUUAGAGAAACUCCUACGGCACGUAGGUUUUGUAAGACUGAAUCACAUAUCGAUAAACGAUGCCUUUACGUGGAUCUCACCCGAACCCAUUAUGUUAGUAAUCUCGAUAGUUUUUUACGUUUUAUUUAAGAAGUUAACCAUCCCCGAGGAGACUUCCGAAGGAGACAAUCGUACUGAAAGUGAGAGAAAAAACGACGAAGUUAAAAAUAGGAAAAAGUACCUGUUAUUUAUCAUAGGUGUAGGUCGUUAUGGUGUUUUGAUAACGCUCUGCCUGGCAGCAGUACUGAGACCGUCAAUUAUAGGAGGUUUAUAUUUUUUGAUAUUUUUGUCGGUGGCCACCUGGUGGUCAUGCUAUAAACAAUUACGCAGGGGGUUCGCCAUCCUGAUGUAUUGCGUGGUACCGUUCGUAUUUUUGCACAUGAGCGCCCUUUAUGCUUAUCAGUUUCCCUGGUCCCAAGAACUUUUAGAUAGGAACAGCACAUGGGCCAGAUAUUUCGGUCUGACCCCCUUAAGAGUUUCAUAUUGUGACAUUACGAAUGAAACCGAUCCGCGCACUUUUAACUUUGAAAAAACCGAAUGGGCUUCGUACAUUAAUCCUUUCGCCCUCUAUUGGCUCUUCUAUAUACUAGUGCUGGAAUCAAAGGCUUUACUACAACCUGAAUCUCAGAAGAAGCAGGGCGCGUUUUCCCGCUUGGAGGGCAGUUUUCAAGGGAAACUCUCCCGGCAGCUCUCCGAUAAGGUUACGAAGAAACAACUAAUGCGUUCCGCGACUAUUACUAAACACAGGUGGCAAAGUGCAGGGAGAAAAGUGCGAUUGAUCAAAGGUGUCAGCCCUACAAGAAGAUAUGGAUCCAGUAAACGGAGCGCCAUCAUGCAAGAUUCCACUGGAAGCGUUACAGUGGACGGGGAACAUCCCGAGGAUAUUCCAAUGGAUGAAAUGGGUAACUUAGAAGAAAACUAUCAGCCAACACUUAUAGAGAAUUUGGUUUACUUCCUCGAGAAUCUUCUGCAAAUUAUCAUUAGAGUAUCGUAUUUGGGAACGAAUAUUAUUAUGAUGGCCUGGAGCAUAACCUACAUCAGUUGGCUAACGUUCGUUUUACUAAUAUGGGCCAACCUAAUAUGGCUCGUACCGAAUCAAAGGAAAUCGAUGCUCCGCUCCAGCCCUUUUCUAGUGUUCUACGCCUGGUUCCUCCUGUUAUCCGCAUACAUUUACUCCAUGAACCUAACGGAGGAAGAGCUUCCCUCGAAGAUACAGAAUAUCAAUUUGGCCCAGAUUGGAUUUUUAAAAGUGGCCGUUUUGCCUUGCAAUCCCUUGUUGGUCAAGUGUUUGUACACUUGUAUGUUUUGGGUUACGCUGAGGCAGUAUAUGCAAGAGAGGUUGCUCGAGAAACAGUCUAGUGCUCUCGCUGAUAUGGUGGCGCCUCUACAGUUGACAGUGGGAGCCGCUACGUCAGGUGCCAACAAUGAAUCGAAGAAAAAGGAAACGAAAAUCAUGGACGUUGUGGGGGGCUACCUGAAGAAAUUCCUCACCAAGUUUUGGAUAUGGGUGGUGGCGAUAACGCUCUUUGCCGUGGCGAUUACCGGCCAAAGAAUGACCGGGUUUCGGAUUUUCUAUAUGGCGUUGUUCUUGAUUUUUAUACUGUCCUUCCAGUUAUCCUUCACUAUCUGGCGUAAAAUGAUGUUUGGAUUUUGGCUGGUAGUCAUCAUAUUCUCCAUGUUAGUACUUGUACUAACAUACACUUACCAGUUUGACAACUUUCCUGAGUAUUGGACAGAGUACUUGCACGUCGAAAAAGAGCAACAAUUGGAUAUAGGUCUAGAGAAAUUCGAGACUAAACAGCUCUUUGUUCGACUGGUUACCCCGACGUUCUUUGUUAUAAUAACCGUUGUUCAAUUACACUACUUCCACAACGAUUUUAUGGUGCUCUCAGAUCCUAAAAAUACGAGCAUUAUAAACGAGGAGGAGGAAGCAGACGAUGACGACUUGAACCAGAGCUCACUGCAAGGCGGAGCGGUGAUUGAGAGAAGUGAAAAAGAUGAUCCUACGUCGUCAACGUACAGAUUUGAAUUAAGCGAUUUUGAAAAUAUAACAUUUAAAGCGGUCCUAGAAAGAUGGGUGACCAGGAUGCACAAAAUCCUAAACCUAACGUAUUUGUUCCUGGAAAUCCACAUGGGAAGAAUAGUGCUGUUCUUCGCCAUGCUUCUGUGCGUAUACGACAAAUGCGCCUUAUACUUCAUCCUAAUUUUUAUGAUCCCCUUGUCGUUUACCCUCGGGAGGGCCGUACAAUUAUUCACGAUUUAUUCAAGUUCGGUUCUGGUGUCGCUCUUUUUAUUGGCCCGGAUGUUGUAUCAGAUCAAGUAUAUCACUCCGGGGAAAUGGUGGAAUGUUACUUGUAAAGCCGACCCAAACAAUACUUAUAUAUCGAAUAACAUGCCUUGGUUGGGGUUCGAAAAGUCCGAUGAAGUGGGCCGAUCCGUGCCCAGUCUGGUCAAGUGGAACAUAAUUUAUAUUUUAAUAGUGACCCUGUAUUCAGUGAUUUUGGUCAGGCAGUAUUAUUACAAGUUGGCCAGGGGGAAACCGACCACUAGGGCUUUCUUUAUGUUCCCGAGAAUUACCAGAGUGCAUGCCGACAGGAGCUUAAAGGACAUGCUGAAGUAUUUGGCGAAUUACGCUUAUUUCAAGUUUGGAGUCGAAAUAAGUUUUAUGGCUACAGUGGCCGUAAUAGCCAUAAGGAUGGACCUUUAUGCAGUAUUUUACGCCAUUUGGCUUGUAGCAUUAUACUCGUUAAAGAGAAGCACCCUCUCCAAAGUGUGGGUGUUCUACGUACUGUUUACGGCAAUCUUAUUGCCGAUUCAAUACUUUAUGGCAAUCGGGUUGCCACCUACACUUUGUAUAGAAUACCCGUGGAAUUCAAAUCCGAUGUACAUAAGGCUACAAGAGUGGGCAUUUCUAAUGAACGACAAGUACCAACCGAACGCCAAUAGAUUAAUAUGGGACUUUUUGCUGUUAUUUUUCAUCUCGAGGCAGUGGGUGGUGUUUAGAAUCGAAAGUCGAUAUUCUGGGCAAAAUUAUGCGGGAGGCAGUAACGAAAGCAUCAUCCAUUUGGCCGAAGAUAAGACGUUCGAGAAUCCCGUGCCUGAUUUUAUCACUUACUGCCGAUCUUAUUUGGAUAUUGCGAAACGGUGUCUCUUAUGUAGUUUAUUCUACAUAACCCUGGCAGUAGUGUUUUUGGCCGGAACGAAUAGAACGAACCUAUUUUCCGUCGGUUACCUUAUCGGAACGUUUUUGUUCCUAUGGGAGGGAUCGGACAUGUAUUUGAGACCAAUCAAGGAAAUUAUAAAGAAAUGGAACUGGCUACUAGGAUACAACGUAACGGUAAUCCUCAUAAAAGCAUUUUUCCAACUGUUGGGUUGCGUAUUCAUACAUGAAUAUACCGGUGAAUGUCAUUGGCUGAUGCUGUUCGGUAUAGGUUGCGUCAGAAAGUUCGGCAACAUCGAGGAAAUCGCCGAGUUGCCCAGUACUAGCCAGUGCAAAGUGCCCAGAGAGUAUUUGGGAUUGUUUUGGGACGGUUUGUGUUUCGGUUUAUUGAUUAUGCAAAAGAGACUGUUCCAAAGCUAUAACUUUUUCCACAUGAUCAACGAUACCAAAGCCACGACUAUUUUAGCGUCCAGAGGCGCCGAAUUGAUUGAGGAAAUGAGAUCGAAACGUAUGGACGAACAAGUGGAGGAGGAACACCGAAUACUCGAGAAAAUAAAAGUGAAAAUGGAUCGAAUUAAGGCCAACCAGCAGAAGAUUCAAGAUUCAGUUUUAGAACGUAGGCCUAAGUACAGGAGAAAGCCACCUGAAACGUUCAAACAGGCUAUUCGUUCGGGUGAUUACUAUAUGUUUGACGAACUGGACGAUGAUGAGCUGGAUUUACUGCCCGAGGAAACUGUAGAUGAAGACGAGCGAUCGGAUCAGCCAACUAUGGGAGAAUUUUUGAAUGCCGCAAUAAAAACGGACGUGGUGUCCGUUUUAAGGGAGCGCAAAAAGAGCAUGAAACGUAGAUCGAGCGUGCCGUUGGCUCGCAAAAAGUCGGCGCGAUCGACCAUGUCUGCCCCGCUCUCCGCACCCCCCACAAUUGAAGAACCGACUUCGAAAAGCGUUACUAUUAAAGAAGAUCCCCAACCUAGCACCAGUAAAGACGAAGAUAUUAGCGAACUAACGGAACCCAAAGAAUAUACUUUAUUCCAAAAAUCUGUGCACUGGAUCGUAUUCAUUUGGGCGUUCAUCGAAAGCGGAAUGAUCAGUUUUACCCGCUUCCUCAACAAAUAUUCGCGAGACUACCGUUACGUGCUUAGAACCUUAGGAAAGGAACGUAAAAUGUUAAAGGAAAGCACCCAAUACGACGUCGGCGUCAGAUUAGGGUCCAACCAGCUUUGGCACCCAGCCGGAUCUUUCCACGACCUCAUGCGACAAACGAUGCGCAAGGCGAGCGUGCUGACCGUUCCAGAAAUCCGAAUUCUGGCGCCUAGCUUGGAAAGAGGACUAGACUCACCAUGCUCCUCAAGAAAAACCUCGUCUUCCGAAAAAGGAGAAGUGGAAGAAAUGUCCUCGGACGACCAACCUCCGAUCGUAAGAUUACUGCUGGCCAUUUGGUAUGUCGUAAUGAGUCGCUCCGAAUGGCUCUGCUAUUUCGCCGUAUUUCUGAACCAAGCUAAAACCGCCACGUUCUUAUCGUUGACGUUGCCGUUAAUGGUGUUCUUCUGGGGUUCCUUGACCAUUCCUAGGCCUUCGAAGACUUUUUGGGUCACCAUUAUUGCUUACACGGAGUUGGUGGUGCUAAUAAAAUGCUUGUUUCAAAUGGAUAUCAUCCCAUGGAACGAGGAUAUUUACGGGUCCAAUCCGUUCUUCCCUCCGAACAUUAUUGGCAUUCAAAGGCAGAAAAAUUACGCUAGUUGGGAUCUUGUGCUGCUAUUAGCAGUCUUCUUUCACAGAAUGAUGUUGAAAUCUAUGGGAAUAUGGAAGUCAACUAGCGAACCGUCAGCCCAGAUAGCGGUAAUGUCUGCCACGGAGAGCGAAUAUCGGCUGGUGGAUGGUCAGUUGGUGGAGGUGAACGGUAGCAGCAUAAUAGCUGGACCGAUGAGCACGAGUACAGCACAUAAUUCUACCAGUGAGUCCGGUGGUAAAUCUUCUAGUAAAGUAAAAAGUGAGUCACAGGAACACGGUCAAGGCGAUGGUCCUAAUUCGCCUCCGGGUGUAGAUUCUGAUCAAGAGGAACAGGAAUUAUCUGUUCAGAGUGUGGAGGUGAACCAUUGUGAUCAUAUUCCAGAAUCACUAAAAUUAGGGGUGGCCAAAUAUGCUGAAUCUGUCCGUCUGUUCUUCUUACAACUAUCGGAUCCGACAGCUCGAGUGGCUGCCGAUGUGUACACCUUUAUGUUCUUAUGUGAUUUCAUCAACUUUUUCGUCUUACUUGUUGGAUAUUCGUCAUUUGGAUCGCAAACCAGCGAUGGCGGAUUCAAGGCCUACCUCCAGGAAAACCGUGUGCCACCCAUGUUCUUAUUCAUGUUAAUUUUACAGUUUACGCUCAUUAUUAUCGAUAGGGCGAUCUAUCUGAGAAGAAACAUACUGGGAAAGUUGAUUUUCCAGUUUAUCCAAAUAAUUUUGCUACAUAUUUGGCUUUUUAUUCUAUUUCCCGUUAUAACCGAGAAAGAGUUCAAAACCGUGAUUCCUCCGCAAGUCUACUAUAUGGUAAAGUGCAUUUAUUUCCUGUUAUCUGCAUACCAGAUCCGUUGCGGGUAUCCUUCGAGAAUUCUCGGUAAUUGCUUAUGCAAAGGCUACAGUAUGGUGAAUCAGUUCCUAUUCAAAGGCUUUAUGUUGGUACCAUUCCUGUUUGAAUUGCGCUCAGUCAUGGACUGGAUGUGGACCGAGACAUCGAUGGGAGUCUUUGACUGGUUAAAAAUGGAGGAUAUUUUUUCGCACAUAUUUGUACUUAAGUGUCAAAGAAACAUGGAAGACGAGUACCCGCAACCAAGAGGAACGAAAAAAGGCUACCUAGUAAAAUACCUGAUGGGCGGUGGUCUUUUAGUGGGUAUAAUUGGCAUCAUUUGGUUCCCGUUGGUGUUCUUUUCAUUGGGAAAAGCGGUGGGCGAAAGUAAUCCGCCGUACGAUGUCACUUUAGAGCUGAGAAUCGGUCCUUAUGAUCCAGUGUAUCAAAUGUCUGCCCAAAGUAACGCGUUAUUCCAGUUUAACGAUAACGAUUAUCAAAACCUACUCAAUCAAUUUAAGGAUAAUAAACGGGCGGAGCAAAUAUUUUCGAACAACUACGAUCCGGGAGAUAUUGCCGCCGCUAAAUUCAGCUGGGAUUCCGCGAAGGUGUGGAGCAUAUCGCCUCCCGACAGGAAUAAAAUGAUCGAGGAAGUAAACUCGACAAAGCCAAUAAAAGUACGACUGGACUACAAAGUAUCCCAUAAAACGAGCAGCCCCUCAGAUUCCGGGAUUCUGUCAAACAACGUUGAAAUCGUCCUGCCGUCGAGCACACCGGAAAAACCGAACCCCGGACGGGACAAUUUACUGAAGAUGCUUCAGAACACCAAAGCCGAACCGAUUCUGCUAAAAAAUAUUAUGCCGAAGUUCUUGAAAGUGACCAACACCGGGACGUCUGAACCUUUUAAAGGGAUUUUAUCCAACGAAUUUGAAGAAUUCGAAUCGGACAAUCCGACGUUCCGAAAUUUAUCCUUAAUCCUUUUAAGGCCGAACAGCUCGAUUUACGACAAGGAGUGGUGGCAAGUGCGCGAGGAAUGCAACGACACCACUUUUAAGCAUUAUCUGCAAGAUCUGGCUUACGAAGAUUGCAAUUCCCUGGUUAUUUAUACUUUGAAUGACAAAAUUUUCCCGGAAACGUUGAACGUAAUUACCGGUGGAGGAAUAAUCGGAUUGUAUACGACCCUAGUCCUGGUCGCCUCACGUAUCCUUCGCGGUCUGUUCGCGGAACAAGUGGCCAAAAUUAUGUUCGAAGACCUGCCCAACGUCGACAGAGUCCUGCAACUCUGCCUGGACGUGUAUCUCGUGCGAGAAGCGAAAGAAUUCGCCCUGGAAGAAGAUUUGUUCGCCAAAUUGAUAUUCUUGUUCAGAUCGCCUGAGACCAUGAUAAAGUGGACGAGGCCUAAAGAGGAACUGGACGACGACGAAGACCCGGAAGCUAAUUGAGGAGGAUAAUUAAAAAAAGGUGACCUCACCCCCGAAUUUACUGUAUGAUUUGAAACGGUUUUUAUGGAAUUCUAUCGAUGUUAGUUAAGUUUAAAACUUUAAACAUUUGUUGGCCCUUGGUGGGUUUUAAAAUAUUUUAAUUGCGGGAAAUGUGUUUCAUUGUAACGGUAUUUGUACAUUAUAACAUUUUCGAAACCACUUAAACUUAUUCAUAAGGUGCCACUGUAAUAUUAACUUUUUUCAGUUUUUUUUUUAAAUUAAAUUUGAUAUUUUAUACAGGAUUGAAAGACUAAUGCAAUUGGCCUGUUCACAAAAACACAAAAUGAGGUGUUUCUGAUUCUUUCAGGCAUUAAACAAAAUUUUUACAUCACAUUAGGUAAGCGAUUUGCAUUUAUUGAGCUACUGUUUAUAUUCGUUAGGUCACUAUGUUGGGCUUUUCUUCAAGGAAAUUGUCUAGUCUGUUUUUGUCCCUCUGGUGGUGAGAAAGUAUCUUGUUUCGCAGGAUUUCACAUUCAUGUUUGGAGUAUUUUGAAAUGCCCUCUAGUUCUGUCUGUGCUUGUUAAGUUAAAUAUCUUUUUGGAGUGUCAUCAUAGUUGCAUAGACGUUGAUUUUGUAACUUUGUUCUCUUUGUCUUCUUUGUUUCAGCGCUCUGGUCGCUCUUCUUUGGACUUUUUCAAAGAGCUCUAUGCCUUUGACCAAGUAAGGAUUCCAGAUUGUAUUGUAGUACUUAAAUUUUGGUUUGAUAAAUGUUAUAUACAUUUUUCUUAAUCCUUUUUUCACCAUUUGAACUAUAUGUUUCCCAUUUUAGUUAAACGGUUUUCUGACAUAUCAAUCAACAAAUCUCUUUGCUCGUUUACAGCUGAUAUGUCUGUAUUGUUAUCGUUCGUUGUAACCUAUUGUUCAUGUUAUAAAUAAUUUGUGACUUACUUUUUUCUAUAUUUGCCGAAUAGUGCAUUUGUCGGUUGAGUUUCAUAAGCCAGUCUCGCGUCCAAGGUUCUACAAUUCGUAUGUCAGUUAAAAAUCUAUCACUGGAUUGCAGUAAAUCUUCUUGUCAACUGCAAAGUAUUAGUUUUCUAGUUUUUAUCUAUAUUGGAAAGUUUUGUAGUGUUUCAGUAGUGUAUACUGCUUGAAAUUGGUUUUCCAGGACUUGAACUAACAUACUUAGAUCUGUGAUGAGAUUCCCAGUGUUUGGAUCUUUUAGAUGAAUAUCAGACAAGUGACUUGAUAAAGUUCUGUUGAUGUAUUUAUACAAUUUUUUCUCCGCUUUAUUCAGCGAGCCUUCUUCAUACCGACUGCGUGUUUUUAGCUUUUUUGUCUGUAAAUCUGCCUUAGAUUUUGUUGCUUUGUAUUUGUCCGAAAGAUGUUUUCUUUGGUUAACCUCUUUAAAAAUAUUAUCGUUUACUCAUGGUUUUUUAUAGAAGAGAGUGAUGAGAAGUGUGAUGUAAUAUGACGGUUGAUAGUCUCAUAGUUUGGUUUUUACUAUUUUUCCAGAGUGUAUUUUUGCAAUUUCAUCUUUUAUAUACAUCAAAGAAUUCCUCUGCUGCUUGGCAUGCUGUUGUUAUACUGUGUGGUUUAGGAUUCAAGGAUUAAGUGGACUGUCUAGGAUUUUACAAUUAACUGCCUGGAAAAAAUUUUAAGUUUUUUCCAGACAGUUAAUAAUCCCCUCUGAAAAUUACAAUCAUUUUAAUUUUGUAGCGAUACACUUUGUCAAUUGCAUUAGUUUUUUGCUAAGAAUAAGCUACUUUCUAUACUUUUAGUCAAAUAUUUUCUACUUGCGUUGUUCAUAUAUAAGUCUAUGUCUCAAACUUAUUUGUUAAUUUUUAUAUACGUUCUUGUUAUUUUUUUACAUGUUUUAUACGUACUAUUCGUUUUUAUAGUAAAGACCUAGUCAUCCUGUUUUAUUACUUUUAUAUUAGUAAGUUAAGCAAAUUGAAACUUUGAAAACUAAAGUUAGGAAAAAACAAAAUAUAAUAUUGAAAUUGGAAAUAAUCAAUUGCUUUUUUAAUUUAUUUUGCGAAACAUCUCUUUGUUUGUCCGCAGUUACCUUUGUUAAACUAAUGCACAUUUUUUUAUUGUAAAUAAAUUUAUUAAUCACAUAAGUA
Anthonomus grandis grandis is the source of this 9825-nucleotide messenger RNA. Its product is annotated as piezo-type mechanosensitive ion channel component. The record is from RefSeq and is a predicted model, not a curated record. The transcript has 39 exons. The coding region runs from base 248 to 7723 and encodes 2491 amino acids. Lineage: Eukaryota; Metazoa; Arthropoda; Insecta; Coleoptera; Curculionidae.